AAACCAAAUACAUUCAUUUCUUCGUAAUUUUACUUACCUCCGUUCGUUGUGUUUACAUUUUGCUUAAUUUAUAUUAAUUUAACAAUUGUUUUGAAAGUUUCGUUGAAAAUGCUGAAGAAGAAACUGGAUCGAAAUUUACGAUUUUCAGAAAACGAAGUCUAUUACAAUGGUGCUCCUCCUAACAUCUGUCCUCACUUCUACAAACCUCCAGGUGUACCAGAAGACCUGCUCACAUUGGAUAAGCAAACGAUAAAGAAAAUGGAUGUGCUCAAAUUCGAUAAGAAAAAGGUUCAGUAUGUGUACAAUCCUGUAGAUUAUGCUUAUGCAGGCUAUUCAAGGUACGUGAGAAAGUACCUGAAGAGUUCCAAAAAGAUAUUAUUUGUUGGGUUAAACCCUGGUCCGUAUGGCAUGUGCCAAACUGGGAUCCCCUUUGGUGAUGUAUCAACAGUCAAAGAGUGGAUGGAAUUAGAAAUGGACAUUUCAAAACCGCUAGAUGAAUGCCCCAAGAAACCUGUCGAUGGUCUGAAAUGCACGACCAUUGAACAGAGUGGAAAACGUUUCUGGGGAUUCUUCAAGAAGAAGUGCGGUGCAGCUGAUAACUUCUUUCGUAACGCAUUUGUUAUAAACUAUUGUCCAAUUGCCUUCUUCGAUAGAAGUGGUAAAAAUGUGACACCCAAUGAACUGGAGGUCAGCAGCAGGGAGGAACUGGAGAAGAUCUGUGAUGAGUAUCUUGAGAAAGUUGUGGAGAUGGUCAAGUGCGAGAUAAUCAUAUGCGUUGGGCGUUAUGCUGAGCACAAAGUGAAAUCUAUUUUUAUAGAUAAUUCUGAAAUUAACAUCCUCUAUAUGAAACAUCCCAGUCCUCAGGUCGGCUCUGAGGACAACUGGCUUGCAGAUGCACAUGAAUUCCUCAUAGAUAAUCAUUUGUCACAGUAUUUUUCUGAAUAACUAUUAUUUAUUAUUCGUACUGUUUAUUUUAUUUAAAUAUAUACUAUUCAACCAACAAAACAGAUU
Messenger RNA from Nicrophorus vespilloides, 1011 nucleotides. Its product is annotated as single-strand selective monofunctional uracil DNA glycosylase-like. NCBI's taxonomy places the organism in Eukaryota, Metazoa, Arthropoda, Insecta, Coleoptera, Silphidae. Gene Ontology annotation, biological process: base-excision repair. Gene Ontology annotation, molecular function: oxidized pyrimidine nucleobase lesion DNA N-glycosylase activity; single-strand selective uracil DNA N-glycosylase activity. The record is from RefSeq and is a predicted model, not a curated record. The transcript is spliced from 3 exons. The coding region runs from base 109 to 945 and encodes 278 amino acids.